GGACUGCAGCUUUGACUUUACUAAUUUUUGUGUAAAUAAUUAAAAUAAAUGUUUAGAAAUAGAUGUUUAAAUGUGACUAGUGGACGAUUAUAGUAACUAUAAUGUCAGAGAGUUCAAUUGAGGGAAAGCUGAGAGGUUUGCAAGAGCGUUUAAAAAAUGAAAUGUGUAAUCGAGAGGGUGCUUUCCACAAUCAAGGUGGACUUGGGGCUUCCAGGUCUGGGAGUAGUCGGAGGCCUAGACCCCCCCCAAUGUUUUCUACAAGAGACAUACCAGCUUUUCCACCAAGAUCUCCACAGGCUGUUGAUACUGAGUAUAGAAUGCGGGAGGUCUACAAGGUGAGUGGCAAACUGAAUGUGGAUGGAACAGAAUACAAAUCUCACAUAGAUGACCUGCAGCAGCUGGGUGAGCUGGGCAGCGGGACCUGUGGCCAUGUUGUCAAAAUGCUGCACAGGCCUUCUGGAGCUGUUAUAGCUGUUAAGCAAAUGCGCCGUUCGGGAAACUCUGAAGAAACAAAACGCAUCCUGAUGGACCUCGAUGUGGUUGUCCGAUCGCACGACUGCCCCUACAUAGUGCGUUGCCUGGGCUGCUUCGUGACGGACGCGGACGUGUGGAUAUGCAUGGAGCUCAUGGCUUCGUGUUUUGACAAGCUGCUGAAAAGGCUCGGCGAGCCCAUACCAGAGGUUAUACUGGGGAAAGUUACUGUGGCGACGGUGAACGCGCUCUCGUACCUGAAGGACACGCACGGCGUGAUCCACCGCGACGUCAAGCCCAGCAACAUCUUGCUGGACGAGCGCGGCAACGUGAAGCUCUGCGACUUCGGCAUCAGCGGCCGCCUGGUGGACUCCAAAGCUAAGACGCGGAGCGCUGGCUGUGCGGCCUACAUGGCGCCAGAGCGGAUAGACCCGCCAGACCCCAGUCGGCCGGACUACGAUAUACGCGCGGACGUAUGGUCGCUGGGCAUUUCGCUGGUGGAGCUUGCCACCGGGGUUUUCCCGUACCGGGACUGCCAGAACGACUUCGAAGUACUCACCAGGGUAAUAGCGGAUGACCCGCCUCAGCUCCCGGACGACAGGCAGUUCACACCCGAAUUCAAAUCAUUCGUCUCACAAUGCCUCACAAAAAACUACAGACAACGUCCGAAGUACGCAAAACUAUUGGAACACCCGUUCGUAGUUAAAUCAGCGCGAAGUUCAAUAUCGGUCGGUACUUGGUACGCGUCCUUACCGCUCGUCGGCCACAGUUCGAAGUACAAAGCCGCCUGUGUAUCGAGUUCUACGCAUUCUGUGAAUGUGUCGAGCAAUGGAGUGGAAGUGCCGAAGACGCCUGUGCCCGUCAGGAAUUUCGUCACGAGCUCGCAGCAUUGGACGCCGGAGCAGGCCACGCCUACACCCGGCAGAGCGUGGUGGGCGAACACCGCGAACCCGGGUGGGAGCAGUUCGCAGCCCGCCAGCCUGGAAGCUGAUCUCUCGAGCCAUUCGCCUUACCCCAGACGCAGGACGAUAGAGGCGUGUGCGUCGCCUCCGCCCGCGCCCGCACGCCGCGUGUCCGCAGACAGCCGCUGGAGAGCUUCGCCCGCCAGUUCCGGCAACACGAGUCCCAUAGUAUUACAAAGAUUCUAUCACCAAAGCCAGCAGAGAAGGUCGAGAGUCGAUCUGCAUUCUACGCCCAGACAUCGGAGCCUUAGCCGGGAGCACAGUUCGGGUCGCUCGCCCGAGCCGCCUCCACGCACUGUCCGGCUUCACCACCUCGAGCACCAUAAAGCUAACGGAAGCAUGGAGCUGGAGCCCCCACCACUUCACGAUAGACUGCACCCACCCUCGCCUUUACUACUAAGCAACGACAGGUUAUCGGAAGGGCGGAGCCAAAGUCUAACGCGGGCGGAACUACGGAACGGUUACCGAACCGAACUGACGGCGCCGGUGCAAGCGAAGCACCACCACGACGACCAGGCCAGCCUAUGAUGUAAGACGUAUAUAUACUAAUUGGUGUUAAAUUGCUGCGCUUGCCACUCUACGCCACUUUUUUUUUCGUUUGGGAAGUGAUUGUAUGUUUUAAAAGGUUAUGUACACUGAUAAAGAAGUGCCAUUAGAUUCUUUGUUGUAGCAGAUUCGGCUGUACAUAAAUCUUUGAAGCUAAAGUGAGAGGUCUAAAAGCAAUGCUAUUCUUUUCCACAAGAAACAUUGUAAAGACAGCAAUGCUUUCAGAUCUGUCUAGUUUGACAUCAGAGAUUUGCGAACAGCCCAAUUGGCAGCAAUCUUGGUCGAUUCAAAAUUAAGUAAUUAAUACAACCCGCGAUGUAAAUCUUGAAAUCAAAACCUACUGUCAAAAAUUCAAUAUCAAUUUUUUUUGUAUUAUUUCAACUUUUUUUAAUACGCAUUCAAUUUUCUUUCGAUUAUAUUAUUUUAUAAUUCACGAACAUUCCUUUAUUUAAUCAUGUAUUUCAUUUGCAACAUCUCAGAAAGCGAGUGUACAUAAAUUGAACAGAUAAAUGAGUAUACAAUCAAUUCGCCAUAUCACUAUGUAUCAUUUCCAUAUAUUUGUCAUACGGUUGUCCCAUCAUUGUGUCGAUGUACAUAGGGCUGGUACGACAAAAUGAAUUAUACGCUUAACGCUUUGCGGUUCCGCUUGCGCCAGACGAUAUCACUGUGACAGGAUUAAAAAAAGGAAAAAAUCGGCUUCCGUGUCUACAAAAGUUAUGCUUAAAAGUAUAGAUGUCCAUUACUGCACACCUCCUCUUUACUUCCCGCGGGUGUCGUACGAGGUGACUAAGGAAAUGUACACAGAGAACGU
Molecule: messenger RNA, 2790 nt
Organism: Pararge aegeria (speckled wood butterfly)
Lineage: Eukaryota; Metazoa; Arthropoda; Insecta; Lepidoptera; Nymphalidae
Gene: hep
Product: dual specificity mitogen-activated protein kinase kinase 7-like
Exons: 15
Coding region: 102-1961 (619 amino acids)
Biological process (GO): protein phosphorylation
Molecular function (GO): protein kinase activity; ATP binding
Source: RefSeq, a predicted model, not a curated record